GUACUAUGAAGACAUGCGGUGCACACAGUUCGCAGCAGCGGCAGCAUCACAGCUACAGGCAGAGGGACACGCCGUCCUCUUCACAGACCUGGCACAAGCACCACCAGAGUCUGAUGACUCCUCAGGUCCAGAUGAUGACACGGACCCAGCCACCAGACUCCAAACAAGCAAAGAGGCUAAGGCCUUAGAAAGGGAAAUCCCAUGGCGAAGCAUUCUCAAGCUACCGCCAAAAGACAUCGAAGCCUACAUCCAGUCCAACCAGAAGGAACGAGGCUGGAUGAAUUGGGGCUCCGUCCAAGCGGUGCCAGAUGAUGAAGCCGCAGCAAUCCUCAGCAAUCCAGCCAGACGCAAACGCGUCUUGAGAAGCAGGGCACGCUACAGAAACCAAAGCAAGAUCCCAGAUCAACCGCAGGCCAAAACCAGAGUCGUUGCCUUAGGGCACCUGGACCCAGAUCUGCGCCGGAUCUCCCGGGAUUCUCCAACGCCCAUGCGCGUUAGCGAAUACAUCCUCCUCAGCAUCUACAUAGCAGGAGCCAACAACCUCAUGGAGAACGACCCCGUUCCCUGGCUCCUGUGGCCUGGAGAUGUGAGCGCAGCCUUCACGCAGGGCAGCUUUGAGAUUGAAGAGAGGCCAGAACCUCUCUACCUACUGCCACCCCGAGAUGAGAUCACCCUCAGAGCCGGCGCCUUCAAGGCCAAACUAUACCUUGUGCUCAAGAACAUUUACCGGCUAGCCAGCGCUCCACGAACGUGGUUCCAGAGGUAG
Durusdinium trenchii is the source of this 766-nucleotide messenger RNA. Lineage: Eukaryota; Dinophyceae; Suessiales; Symbiodiniaceae. The record is from the annotation of a GenBank genome assembly.